Molecule: messenger RNA, 783 nt
Organism: Trichophyton benhamiae CBS 112371
Lineage: Eukaryota; Fungi; Ascomycota; Eurotiomycetes; Onygenales; Arthrodermataceae
Exons: 3
Coding region: 1-783 (260 amino acids)
Source: RefSeq, a predicted model, not a curated record
AUGUGGAAAGACAGUGGUACCAAGCGUCAGAAUAUCCAGCGUGAGAGCGCGAGUGACGACAGUGACGACAGUGGUCGGAUACUUCCAGCCCAGCACCGUAAAAGACUGAGAAGAAACACCAUCGUCCCCAAGACUAGUGAUAAUCACAGUGUCGGGUGUGGAGAUAGCGAUGAUGUCAAGUCUGGAGGCGGUGACAUUGAUUUGAGGGACCGCAGAAUGCCAGAAAAACGGUUCUUGGUACUUACAGCAGCAGGGACAGCUUGUGAUCCAGAGUUGAUACCUUCACCAGAGACAAGUUCUGACGUCAGGGACGAAGUUCUUGAUCGAGAGGAUCAAGGACAGUCGACAUCAACCCCAAGUGAACAACAAGUAGAUGAAGACUCGAUGGCCCACAGUAGUGAUCAGCGAAUCGCCGAAGGCGAGGAACUUGAGUCUUCACUAGAAGAUUUCAAGGAGUCAAGCGGGUCAGAAGACGAAGACAACAGCGGCUCGUUACCACUAGAGCCUGAAGAGGCCAGUGAUUCUAACUUUGACCUAGAAUCAGAGUCUGAGGCCGCGAGCACCGAUACAUCCGAAUCGAAAUUGUUGACCCAGGCAUCGAGAAGAAAAAUUUUUAGGAAGAGAAGUUCCGUACCUCAGAUAAAACGUCGCAGUCGUAGUGCCGAAGAUCACUACCACAAACGCUGGCAUUCAGGGAAGCCAUCAAGGGAAGCACAGCAGAACAUUGUGGAGAAGUUACGGUACGUAUUCUUCUCCUUUGCAGCCACUAGUGAUGGUGGUUAA